Bombus pascuorum is the source of this 2281-nucleotide messenger RNA. RefSeq names its product cytochrome P450 302a1, mitochondrial (gene dib). The transcript has 9 exons. The coding region runs from base 481 to 2073 and encodes 530 amino acids. Gene Ontology annotation, molecular function: iron ion binding; heme binding; oxidoreductase activity, acting on paired donors, with incorporation or reduction of molecular oxygen. The record is from RefSeq and is a predicted model, not a curated record. NCBI's taxonomy places the organism in Eukaryota, Metazoa, Arthropoda, Insecta, Hymenoptera, Apidae.
AUAAAAUUCAUUUUAUCACGUAUGAUUUCAAAUUGGGUCAAGGAAUUUUAAAUGUGAAACGAAUGCUGAACAUAAGAUGCAAAAAGAUCGAUAAAAGUUUAAAGAAACUGCAUGAAUAAUACGUAUAUUUUAUUCAUUACAUGAAUCUUUUAUUUGACAUACAGGAUUUUGUCAGGUAAUAGAACCCGUUAAACAAAACGUUUUAUCGCCGACACAUCGAAUUCAGGCGAUGGUACGCGACACGUUGAAAUUCUAUGUGUAAACUGGACAGAGAACGAUGAUGCAAAGUUAGAAAGAGAUGAUAAAAUAAGAAAAGAAAGACACAUUCGUGGGCACGAACGGACACCAAAAGGUGCAGAUACAUAGUCUUCGAAAUCAGUCUGAUGUGGUCACUUUAUUCCUGAAUUCUUGUUAAAUCUUUUUCAAUAGAAAAUUGUGAUAUUUACUUCAAUCCAUUGUUUACAUCAUUGUAUAAGUGCAAUGUACACAUGGUUGCGGAAGUAUAGCCCAUAUAUGACAAAAAAGAAGCUAUAUUAUAUUAAAUUUUACUCUGCUAAUUUUGCAAAAUGUAACAUCAAAACGAAUAAUCAUCCACCAAAGGCUUUCAAUAAUAUUCCUGGGCCAAAAUCUUUACCAGUUAUUGGAACACUUUACAAAUAUCUACCAUUUAUUGGUGAAUACAGUUUUACAAAUUUAUAUGAAAGUGGAAAAAGAAAAUUGGAACAGUUUGGGCCGCUAGUACGCGAAGAAAUAGUACCUAAUGUAAAUCUCGUAUUGGUUUAUAGGCCGGAAGAUAUAGCAGAAAUUUUCAAAGCGGAAUCAAGUUUGCAUCCAGAAAGGAGAAGUCAUUUAGCACUUUUGAAAUAUCGAAAAGAUCGCACUGAUGUAUACAACACUGGAGGUUUAUUACCCACAAAUGGAACAGAAUGGUGGAGAUUACGAAAAGAGUUCCAAAAAGUUUCUAGUAAACCUCAAGACGUGAUCAAUUAUUUAAAAAAAACAGAUGAUGUCAUUCAAGAAUUUAUUGGAUUAUGUAUUAAUGAGAAGUUUGAUGACUUCUUACCUCUUUUAUCACGCUUAUUCCUUGAAUUGACAUGUCUGGUUGUUUUUGAUGUAAGAUUGAAUAGUUUCUCAAAAGAAGAAAGAUGUGAAAAUUCUAAAAGUUCAAAAUUAAUCAAUGCUGCCUUUACAACAAAUAGCGUAAUGUUAAAGUUGGAUAAUGGAUUGCAAUUAUGGCGUUAUUUUGAAACCCCAUUGUACCGAAAAUUACGUAAGGCACAAACAUACAUGGAAAUGGUUGCAUUAGAAUUGGUAUCUCAGAAAAAACAGAACACAAAAACUGGACAUAACAAAUCAUUCUUAAAUGCCUAUUUAGAAAAUCCUGCUCUGGAUAUUAAGGAUAUUGUGGGCAUGGCUUGUGACAUGUUACUUGCUGGUGUAGAUACUACUACUUACAGUACUGCUUUUGCUUUGUAUCACCUGGCAAGACACCAAGAUGUUCAAGAAAAAUUGAGAAUUGAAGCUACGCAGCUUUUAGCUGAUCAUAGUCAACCAAUAACAGCAGGUGUGUUGCGAAAUGCUUCAUAUACCAAAGCUGUCAUUAAGGAAAGCUUGCGAUUAAAUCCAAUUUCUAUAGGAAUAGGUCGCAUAUUGCAAAAUAAUAUUGUUCUUAAUGGUUAUCAAGUACCUAAAGGGACUGUUGUUGUAACACAAAACCAAGUCACUUGUCGUCUUCCUGAAUACUUUAACAAACCAGACUUGUUUAUACCAGAAAGAUGGCUACGUGAACAUUCAGAAAGUAGCAGUAACAUAAAUUGUGGAAAAUCAGUACAUCCAUAUGUAUUGUUACCUUUUGGUCAUGGUCCUAGAUCUUGUAUUGCUAGACGAUUUGCAGAACAAAAUAUGCAAGUAUUGUUAUUAAGGAUGUGUCAACGACUCAAAAUUUUUUGGCAUGGCGGUGAACUUGGAAUGAUAUCUUUAUUAAUCAACAAACCAGAUGCCCCAUUAAAAUUCAAUUUUCGUGAGGUCUUAAAAACCAAUUCUACUUGUUUUCAAAAGAACGAAAUAGUAUAAGCGAGAAAAUAUUAUUUUUAAUGAGGAAAUAUAUAUAAAAGUAAAGAAAGUAUAAUAUUAAAUAAGAAACAAAUUACAAUUUAUUGUAUACUUAAUAAUUGAAAAUUAAUUAUAAUAUUAUAAUUAGCAGUACAAUAUUGUAAUAUUCUUAUAUUUUAGAACAAAUAAGAAUAGUGUACAUAAUAAAUUUAAUUAUAGGUCAUAUAUU